Messenger RNA from Ostertagia ostertagi, 768 nucleotides. NCBI's taxonomy places the organism in Eukaryota, Metazoa, Nematoda, Chromadorea, Rhabditida, Trichostrongylidae. The record is from the annotation of a GenBank genome assembly.
AUGGUGGUGGUGGAACCACCUGGAGGAGGAGGCGGAUAUGGUGGAGGAGGUGCUCCUGGAUACGGUGGAGGUGGUCCCGGCUACGGUGGCGGUGGACCUACGACUGUCAUUAUUGAUCGUGGAGGAAGCGCAGGUGGAUACAGAGGUGGGGGCGGAUACGGAGGUGGUGGCAGUGGUAUCGGUGCAGGAAUCGCAGGAGGUGCCCUCGGUUUCGGCAGCGGUAUGCUGUUGGGAUCGCUGAUGAGCUAUGGCAUGGGCUCAAUGUGGGGUGGUCACUCGAUGAUGAUGCCAAGCUAUGGAGGUGGUCUCGGAAUGGGUGGUGGAUAUUACUCGGAUAAUGACACUAACAUUACGAACAACUACUACAACUAUCCAGACCCAAGUGCGUCAGGAGGAGCAGCCGUCGACGCUGGUCAAUCGCAUCCCGCCGUAGAAGAUGUCACUAAUAAUCAGGAUGACGCGUUUGGCGCAGACAAUCAACCUCAAGACGACGUCGUAGAUGAUAAUGACACCAAUCAGGAUGGCGUGGUCGACAAUGACUAUCCGGCCCAUGACGACGCCGUAGAGGAUGCUGGUGUGGACCAGGAUGACGUGGCCGACAAUGAUUAUCCGGCUGAUGAUGGCGUCGUAGAGGAGGCCGACCCUGAUCAGAACGACACGAACCAGGACUACACCAAUGCUGAUGACUAUGGCUACGGUGGUGACACAGGAAACGACGCCUAUGACUAUGGAGGAGAUGACUACGGGUGGUGGCGAUUUCGGUGGUGA